AUGAUAAGCUCCACGCUUGCAUAUAAUGAUUCCUUUGGUUCGUUAGAGUAUAACUACUCAGUACAGCGACAAGCAUUGCAGGACGAAGAUCAUGCUUUUGCAGGAUAUCGACAAGUAUAUGACGAGAAUGAACAAAUCGUAUACAGCUAUCUUGAGUACUUAAAGUGGGAAGAAUUUCGCAGAACCCGUGAUGACUUUCCGCCUGCUAGACCUUUAAAACUUCAUAUUGAUGACAUCAAACAGUCAAAGAUUUACAAGCUUCUUAAAAAAUUCCCUAAAGGGGGAAACAUGCAUUUGCAUCACAAUCAUGUUGUCAGUAAAUCGAAGAUGCUUGAUUUGAUCUUUGCAAACCCUUUGUACGACAAUCUGUACGUUAAAACUGAUCCACCCAAACAAUGGAAUAUGGACUUUUUCUUGACUCCACCGGCAGGAUGGGUUAAAGUUAAAGAUAACUCUACGUACACAAAAGACAUUCUGGUUCAGCAUUCAACUUUUCUGGGAAUAAUCGACGAUAAAGCAAUAAAUGAUCCUACAGACAGUGGACUUCGAUGGAAAGAAAUUGGUCCAUUGUUCAGCGUAAUAGGUUCACAUAUUAUCAAUAAUGCAAAUUUUACCAAAUUAUACGUAGAUGCCAUGCUUCAAGCAGCAAUCGAUGAAAACGUGCAAUAUCUUGAAGCAAAGUCGUCAGCCUACAAUAAGCUUUAUGUGCUGGAUCGAGAUACAAAAUAUGCACCAAGAAACGGAAAACACUUCAUUGACAAUAAUGACGGAGAGCUAGAAUUGAAAAUGGUCGAGGAAGUUGUUCAACAAUUUAAAGAAAGCCAUCCCAACUUUAUUGGUUACAAAAGAAUAAUUAACUCAUAUCGUGGCAGGAAAAUAAAUUAUGUUGGACAAGACGUGCAGAAGGCCUUGAGGUUGUAUAAAAAAUAUCCAAACUUAGUGUCUGGGUUUGAUCUCGUGUCUGAGGAAGAUAGGGGCUAUUCUCUUUUGUUUUUCCUUGAAGACUUUUCCAAGAUAUCAGUUCAGAACUUAACGUUACCAUACUUUUUUCACGUAGGAGAAACAAACUGGCCAGACGAUCUUAUGACAUCUCUUCGCGAUGAUGAUCCUGUUCCAACAAUGGACAAUCUAUACGACGCAAUCAUUCUAGGUGCAAAAAGAGUUGGUCAUGGAAUAGGAUACGUAAAACAUCCAUAUCUCAUGGAAGUUCUUAAAAAGAAAAAAAUUGCAGUAGAGGUCAAUCCAAUCAGCAACAAAAUGUUGGGAUAUGUUGCAGAUCAGCGGCGCCAUCCAGCUAUCACUUAUCUUAAGUAUGGAAUACCUGUUAUAUUAGGUUCAGACGAUCCCGGUACUUUUGGCUAUAAUGAAUUUACCGUCGAUUGGUAUGAGGCUUUCAUGAGUUGGGGACUUACUCUGGCAGAUCUUCGACAUCUAGCACUUAAUUCGCUACAGUACAGUUCACUUUCAAGUUCAGAGAAAAUCACAGCGAUACAAAAAUGGAAUAAAUUAUAUAAUGAAUUUAUCAUCAGCACAAAAGGAAGUGCUUGUUCGGAAACCUUUCAAAACACUGUGCCACAAGUUUUCAGAAUUUUUCCACAAGAAGGUAAAGUGACAGGGGGAACCAACAUCCAGGUUUUUGGGAGGAAUUUUCAAGUUGCAAUUUGCCAAAUAAUAAUUUGUCGCUUUGGUAAUAUCACAACAAAAGGAAGAUUUGUAUACAACAACAGAAUUAUUUGCAUAUCUCCAAAUCAGUCCCAAACCAUUAAUGGGGUAACUUCUAACAACGUACCGUUUACCGUUUCGCUGGAUGGAGGCCAUACUUUCUUGUCGAAGACUUUUACCUUUUCAUAUCUACAACGUCAUCAUGUUUCAAUUACAGAUCACGGUAUUGGAAAAUGA
Mytilus californianus (California mussel) is the source of this 1899-nucleotide messenger RNA. RefSeq names its product adenosine deaminase 2-like. NCBI's taxonomy places the organism in Eukaryota, Metazoa, Mollusca, Bivalvia, Mytilida, Mytilidae. Gene Ontology annotation, molecular function: adenosine deaminase activity. Gene Ontology annotation, biological process: inosine biosynthetic process; adenosine catabolic process. Bases 1 to 1899 code for a protein of 632 amino acids. The transcript has 3 exons. The record is from RefSeq and is a predicted model, not a curated record.